AUGGCCCACAUGAGUCCAGCCGUCAACCUUGUAUGGGCAGCACUUACAGUUAUGUUCGAAUCCUUUUUAGUGUAUCAUCUCUGGUCCUUUGACCGUUUCAAAUGUCUGAGGUGGAAUCAUGGACUGCGUUCUGGCACAUUCAAGCGGGUCAUGACGUAUUCUUAUUUAACCAGCAUUCCGUUAAUCACAAUCUACGCUGUGGGUUUCUCCAUUAUCAAAUAUAGUUAUGGUUUCACUGUUAUUCCUGGGAUGGGUAUCACACCCACUCCGUACGAGCUUUGGAGUGGCAGUGCACAAAGCGCAAUCCUCCCUCUGUACCUGUGUUUUUCGGUUGCUUGGGGACUAGAGAUGGUAACGCACCUAGAAGAGCUGUGCUUUUGGCUUUUCUUGAUUCACUCUGGCUCUGCGAAACAAGAUUGGUUUCGCAGCCUAUAUUUCAAAACAUGGGCGAUCGGAUCUGUAGUCGCAGUCAUUUGUAUGCCCCUUGUAACGGUUUUGACACGGGAAGACCCCUACAAGUGCGAGGCUUACACAAUCUUGAUCGGGAGUCUCGGGAGCUUGUCUUUGACAAUAUGGUUUCUUCCGAUUUUGUGGACAUUCCCCACAUUCCUCGAGAGCCUGAAACAAGCCAAUGUUGAUAGGAGCACAAUAAUUAGGCUCGUAAAGUUUCACGAGCUCAACUGUAUCCGGGUCUUCUUCCGCUUUCUCUUCACAGUGCCGUUUGUGAUAUUGGGCAUUGAUGGCAUCAGACCGCAUCAGCACAUCAACGAUAAGAUGUUUCCCACCGACCUAUUGGGGAUGACUGCGGGUAUAGGCUGUGUCGUAUCCUCUGGGAUUACUCUUAUCAUAUUCUUCCCGCGCUCAAUCAAGGGGGAAAUAGCAAAUAGGGAGGCGGCUCGCGAGCCUCGCCGAUUCCCCCGACCAAAUACCUUUGGAGAAGAUCCUAUGAAUGUGCAGCGCGGAGAUCAGUAUGUGUCCGCAUAUCAACUACCUCCCUAUGAGGCAGCAGCUCUCGGUCACUCGAUACAGAAAUUAACAAUCGAAGAAAUGUCGGACGAGGAAAAUCCAAAAUAUGGGCCGUGCGAGGUGUCACCUUCACUAUGCCUGCAACCAAAUCGCAGAACGAAGGAUGGGAAUGUGGAAAUAGGGACUGUCUUCAAUCUCACGGAUGCUGCUCUGUCGAGACAUAAUACAGUCACGCCGAAGUCGAAUGUAAAUCAUCUUGUGUAUAACUGGCGAUCACCACUUGAAAUUGGAGAACCACCGUAUUGGUACCGGUGA
Molecule: messenger RNA, 1281 nt
Organism: Suillus subalutaceus
Lineage: Eukaryota; Fungi; Basidiomycota; Agaricomycetes; Boletales; Suillaceae
Exons: 14
Coding region: 1-1281 (426 amino acids)
Source: RefSeq, a predicted model, not a curated record